AUGCUGCGCACGGACCAGCUGCGCACGGACCAACGCGCACAGCCUGCCCUAAUCUCCCCAUCGCCUUGUUUGGUUUUCCUCUGUCACUUGACCCUAAGUCGCGACAUUAGGUCGAAACUCCUCACCGCUGCCGGCUACGCGCACCUCCCCUUCCUCCCCCCAUCCAUCGUGGCUGCCUGCCAAGGCCAGAUCCACGCAUUCGACUCCCAGGACCUCAUCGACGUCUACAUCCCAGACGGCCCUGAGACUGUCCUCUAUCGUUGCGAGCAGCAGCCGUGCCCCAACCGGACACCCCGAUCGAUCGAGGAAGAUUACCCUCGCUACAAAGCGAUCCGACGAGCGCAACACCCGCUCGGACCCCGAAGCACCCUCGCAUCCCGAUCUGCCUCGCGGCACUCCCGCCCUGUCUCCCCUACCUCCCGCCUUCCCCAAACUGUCACCGAGUCCAGUCAAGCUCGAGGAGAUCUCCCUCCAGACCCUGCGCCAGAGCCUGAGCCUGAGGAGGGUGCAGGUGAAGAAGGAAUCUCGGAGUCCAAGUCCGAGGCUUCUACUGGGUCCACCUCGCCGCCAGUGCUCGCCCCCGCGUCAGCAGUCCCUGAC
Molecule: messenger RNA, 600 nt
Organism: Postia placenta MAD-698-R-SB12
Lineage: Eukaryota; Fungi; Basidiomycota; Agaricomycetes; Polyporales; Adustoporiaceae
Exons: 3
Source: RefSeq, a predicted model, not a curated record